AGUUGAGUUCCGGGGACUUUUUCCUCACUGCUCAAGCAGCGAUAAAGGAGAUGGUGAGUAUUACAGUAUUUGCAGGCGUCUGAAGACAAGGCGGAAGGAUACAGAGCGAGGAGACCUGUACGUCACAAAGGCGGAGGUUUGAAUCGGCGAGGUUCCGCGCGCGCGGCCAAAGGCAGGUAACGGGCGUCAUUGGGGCUCCGGAGAGCGCGCGCGAGAGAGGCUUCUCGGCGCCAAAGUUCCCCUGACAGCGCCAGAGUCCCUUGUGAGGCUUCAGCUUUUGCAGAAUAUAAAAUGACAAAAUGCCUCUCUACGGGAAAAUUGUUGUUAUUAGAAGGAACGGGAGUGAUGGAACUCAUUUUCCAUUAACUGGGAAUUCUUGCUUGUUUGGAAGGAAAAAAGAAUGUGACAUCCGAAUUCAGCUGCCUGAAGUUUCCAAGGAACACUGUAAAAUUGAAGUCAAUGAAAACAAGGAGGUCACUUUGUUUAACUUAAGUUCUACGACUCCAACACAGCUGAAUGGAAAUAUUGUUCAAGAUCCCACAUUCUUGAAGCAUGGCGAUAUACUGACUGUUAUUGAUCGUUCUUUCAGGUUUGAAUAUCCACCUUUGUCACCUCGUCAGAAGAGAUUUUGCAGAUCUCAAGAGAAAGAAACAUUACAGGUUCUUCAUGUCCAACAGAAAGAAGAUGAUUUGCUGCACCCACAGGAUUCAGAAAACAGAAAUCCUCAGAUUUCUGACAUUAAAAAAUCACCUCAACAGUGUAAAAAUACAAAACAUGAUUUAUUAACUCAGCCGCUUGGGAAAAGAAAGAGUGUGUCUUUUGGUGUCCAACCAAGUCCUGAGUUAUUGGAUAAAUGUUUGCCUCCAAACUCAACACGUGCAAGACAUAAAAUGGCUGGAAGACGGAGUUUACCACUUCAAAACGCACCUCGAGCAGUGCUGAAAAAUGACCUAGGACUAAGACAGUCUGUAACCAAGGAUCAGCCCCAACCUAAUUUGAUGGAAAAAACUGCCUUGCUACAGGGCCAUGGGUCCCCAGCUGCUUUGUCCCUAGCCUGCAGAAUGAGUCCUGAACAAAACAGAAGUUCUUUUCUAAGGCAUAUGACAACAGAGGAAUGUUUAAUAGUCUCUACAGAUUUGUCUAGUACAGAUAGAAUAACACAUGUUCAGGCACUUGAUGCUAGUGUGAACGGAGACUGGCCUCAAGAGGAGGAAGAUAAAAUGAAACAACCAACUACAAACAAACCUAUCCAGAAUGUUGAGGCAGAGAAUAAUGAACCAAUUAAUUCCAAUGCAUCUGAAAGGGGCCUUGAAAAUGAGGUUGAAGUGCCAGCUGAAACCGUUUCAGAGUCAAACAUGUCAACUCCAUUACCUAGAAAGUCAGGCAUUAAAAAGUCACCUGAAAAGCGUCAAAAUACAGAACAUGAUUUAUUAACUCACGUGCUUGCGAAAAGAAAGAGAGUAUCUUUUGGUGGCCAACUGAGUCCUGAGUUGUUUGAUAAACGUUUGCCUCCAAACUCACCACUUAAAAGAGGUGCAACUCCUAGAAGAAUGAGUUUACCAUUUGGAAACUCACCUCGAGCAGUGCUGAAAAAAGGUUUGGGAUUAAGACAGUCUGUAACCAAGGAGCAGCACAAAACUGUUAUGAUGAAAAAUGCCUCACCCAAGGCCCGCAAGUCCCCUGCCACCUCUCCCAAGACCCCUUCCACCUCACCCUCAACUCAAAAGUCUCCUGCCACCUCGCCCAAGGCCCCUACCACCGCUCUCUCAACUCGAAGAUCACCUGCUGCCACUCCCAUAGCCCACAGGUCCCCAUCCACCUCUCCUGCAGCCCGCAGGUCUCCUUCCCCAUUGCCCCUAGUUGAGAUGUCAUGUGGCAUAACCCAAAGAAAAGGACGCUUUUCCAUUUCUCAUGUUACCUGCCCAUCAUCUGAAGAAGGGGAUUCCAUCACCACACAAAUCCAUCAGAAUAAGGACUUUGAUUAUGUAAAGACAUCUGAAGCUGUUGGUGUGGUAUCUCAAGCUGAUCCCUCAGUAAGAAGAAGCAAAAAAAUUUCUCUAAAGAGAAGCUCCAUGCAUAGAAGAAACAGCACAAUGGAUUCUGUUCACUCUAAAAGACGAAGUGGUGCUUCUGAAGCCAACUUGAUAGUUGCAAAAUCUUGGGCUGAAGUAGUGAAACAGGGUGUUCCAAAAUCACAGGCCAAGGUGACCAGAACAAAAUGUGAUGUUAAAAGAUCACUGAAGAAGAAACCUACAAAACAAUCAAAGAAAAAGAUUUCCACACUGAGAACACCAACAAGAAAAGCCAAGGGUCAGUUUACUACUACAGGUCAUGCAAAUUCUCCAGCUCCAAUUUUGAUCGGAAAAGCUCAUUCCAGCAUAAUGAAUCUAGCUGCACAAGUCCCGAAAGUAAUCUUCAACUAUCCCUUGAAGCGACAGCAUGACCUAAAUGAAAGUUUUACAGGGAUGACUGAGAUGUUUAAGACUCCACUGAAAGGAGACCAAAAGCAUUCUCUUUCUGCUCAAACAACUUUAUCAGAAGACAUCUCAGAAAUGUGCUCUCCGGGAAAAUCUGGAGAGGCAUCAACCACACCUUUCAACAUAACAAAUCAGCAAAGUCUUUGCAAUGAAAAUAUUGUAUCCCUCUUCAAUGAAAUGUCUCAAGAAGCAUGUCUUGGCCAAGAUGAUUUACAAAUUACUCCCAGAGAAGCAAAUAGUAGAUUGAAAGUUGGCGUAAGGAAGAAUAGUUUACCAGUAUCUGUAAAGGGUACACCAGCAUUGGAAAAUAAAAAUCCAGAACAAAAAUCGGAAACCAUGGUGGAGGUCUCCAAAGUCAAGAGGAACAUUAGGACACCCAAGCAAAAAACAGAGCCUGUUGAAGCUCUCUCAGCCGUCAAGAGGAUUUUGAAGACACCCAAGCCAAAAACAGAGCCUGUUGAGGCUCUCUCAGCAGUCAAGAGGAUCUUGAGGACACCCAAGCAAAAAACGCAACCUGUUGAGGCUCUCUCAGCAGUCAAGAGGAUCUUGAAGACACCCAAGCAAAAAACAGAGCCUGUUGAGGCUCUCUCAGGGGUCAAGAGGAUCUUUAGGACACCCAAGCAGAAAAUUAAGCAAACUGAGGCUCUCUCGGGGGUCAAGAGGCUCUUGAGGACACCCAAGGAAAAACCAGAACCUGUUGAGGUUCUCUCAGGGGUCAAGAGGAUCUUCAGGACACCCAAGGAAAAACCAGAACCUGUUGAGGCUCUCUCAGGGAUCAAGAGGAUCUUCAGGACACCCAAGCAAAAAACAGAACCUGUUGAGGCUCUCUCGGGGGUCAAGAGGCUCUUGAAGACACCGGAGCAAAACACAGAGCCCGUUGAAGCUUUCUCAGGGGUCAAGAGGACUCCCAAACAAAACCUAGAGCCCACUGAGGUGUUUUCAGGCAUCAAGAGUCUGUUGAAAACACCCAAGGAAAACCAGAACCUUAUAGCAGAUGAUAUUAUUUGUUCCAAGUUGAUCACCACUCCAGAACUAGCGUCACCGGGGAGCUCCAAGAAAGAACAUAUAAUCCAGCCUAUGGAAAAACAUGCUGAUGAGACACCCAAGGAAAAAGUGACACCUCUAGAAGAUUUGGAAGAAAUUCAGAGACAGUUGAGGACACCAAAGCAAAGACCUGAAGUUGUGCAAGAUCUGGUUGGCAUUAGGCAAUUAUUUAAGACACCAAAGCAGAGGUUUUUGCCAGUUGAUGACUUCUUUGGGUUACCGAAGCUUAUGGCUGAGCCUAAACAGAGUUCGUUAAGUCUUGAAAUAGAUUACACAGGUGUCAAAGAAAUUUUCAAUGCUGCUGAUGAACAUAAGGAUGAAAUACUUGAAACUGCAAAUGUGGAAGAAGAUCGUGGACUUUGUAUGCUUUCCAGAAAAAAUUCUGACUCUUUGGAAAAUGAACUUGAAAAGAAAGGAACAAAUCUGGAAGAUUCAACUGAAAUAAAAUUUCCUUUUACAACAGAACGUGAAGAACAUAAAUUUGAUUUCAAACCUAAAGACAACCUACUGAAUGAAUUAAAAACAGAGGCUAUAGAAAUUGAAUGCAUGCCAAAAAGCCACCAGGAGGAUGGAACCGAGUCUCCAAAUGCAGACAAAACCAAUUUUUUAAAAGAACAAACUGCAAAUCUUAGUUCCAAAGAUAAAGAAAUAGCUGAACCAUUGGAUUCAGGUAGAAAAACUAGGAAACGAAAGUCAGAUGAGUCCAGCACAACACCGAAACAAAAAGGGAAGAUGCAGAAGCUUACAAGGAGUGCACAAAGAGCGAAAUCAGACAGAUCUGAAAAAAGCAAUACCAAUGUUGAGCAGAGUAUUUAUGAAUCUAGCAAACUUUCAAUUGAGACAGAUUGCAACAUACAAAAUAAAGAAAUUGAACCUUCAGAGAUGGAAAGCACCAGAAACAGGAUAUGCCUCAGAAAUGCAAGAGAAAAGGCCACCCCGAUAAAAACAGAAAAUGAAUUAUUAAACACAGUUAUUAAUGAAAAUAAAAGUGGAAGUACUAAAUAUGUGGCAUCUAAACUAUAUAAAACUGAAGCUUUGGAAAAUAAUACAGAAGAAGUUGAGGAAAAUGCAAUUAAGGGAAAGGGGAAAAAAGUUCGCUUCCUACUUGAGAAAAAUAAUUCUAUGUUUCUUGAAGACAAAUGUGUUCUUGGAGAUAAUGAUGGUAUCCCUGAAGAAGAAAUGAGUGCAUUUUCUAAAAAGUUGACUUCUCCUGCAAAAGAGAAUACAUCACGAAGGAGCAAAAUUAAAGCUUCUGUUGUAUCACAACAACUUUGCUUUUCGCUUUCAGAAGGAAAGGACGCAUUUGAGACUUGCAGAGACAAAGACAAGAAAGGCAUAAAGUUGUCUUUUGAAAGCAGUACUCUUACAAAAAAAGACCCCUCAGUAAUUAGUUCUAGUUUUUCCCAUGAAAAAAAUGUGCAGGAAAUGCAAGUAGAAGAAAGUCCCAAUGAAACUCAGAAAGUCCCCUUGGAAAGCAUUUCAAGUCCUGUAGUUCACAGUCCAUUAAAAAAGCAAGAUGUUGCCAAAGGAAAUCCACCCAGGAGAGGCCGAAGCAGAGAAAACAUUUCUCAUGAAGUAUGUGCAGAACAUGACAGUGAACAAUCAGCGGACACAAAAAAACAGAAUAUUACCAAGGAAGAAAAUCAACCAAAGAGGGGUAGAAGAAGGACUGCCCCAGCAUUCAAAAUUCCGUUGCCUGUGGAGGACAUUGUUCUUGUAAAAGAGAAUCCCAAAACAGACAGCAUCAACUCUCCUGAAAGAGAAUGUUCCUUGCUACAAAUUCAUGACGAAGCUCAAAAGGAGUCUGUGGAAAGCAUGGAAACUCCAACGGAGGAGCAUCCAACAAGAAAACAAAAGGUGGAAAAAGAGAAUCCACCCAGAAGGGGCCGAAAUAAGAAUGCUAUUUGUCAUGACACCUCCACAGAACACGACAGUAGAAAGGCAACUGAAGUAAUUGACUACAGUAUGGGUGGCACCGUAAAUGAGAAUCAACAGAAAAGGACCAGAAGGAGAGGAGCUGUUCCUGUAGUCCAAGAAGACAGUCUUCCAACAGCAGACUCAAUAGCUAUAAAGAGGACCCACCAAAGAGAGGCAAGAAAAAAACCCAAUAGCUCUGAAGAGGACCCACCAAAGAGAGGCAAGAAAAAAGUAAUUGAUGAAAAAGCAUUGACAGAACAUGAGACAAAAGAGGCGGCUGUUACAAAAGAUGAAAAUACUGUUGCCAAAAAUGCUCCAUCUACAAAAAAGGGAAGAGGAAGGAAGAUUGCCCCUGUGUCACUUUUUUCUCCCCUCGAAAAUAAUAGCUUAAUUUUGUCUCCAUCAAUCAAAAGUAAAGCGGCAAUAGAACAAGGAAUUGGCGUUUUGGAAACUGCAGCUACUGUAGAUAGUGGGACUCUAUCACGUAGAGGCAGAAGAAGAAAAGUUGAUAACAUAAAUACAACCAGCUCAGCUCCUGUAUUGCUUGAUAAAGACAAAGAGGAAAAAAUACGUAAAGUUUUGCCAGAAGAAAAUGUAUCCAAAAGGGGAAGAAGAAAACAAUUAGUUCUCUGUGAAACAUUAACAGUAAAUAAUUCACAACUAGGAAAUAGUGAAAACACUGGAUCAGGUAAAGAUAAACCUGUGCAUUUAGAAACAGGUUUUGAAAAAAAGAACCAAUCAAAGAGGAAGAGGGAGGAACGGAAUGUUCUUUCUUCUGAUGAACUACUUCCUUCUCUCAAAGUAAGCAUCACUCUGCCAUCAUCAGAGAAAGAUCAAACAGCCAAUGAAAAUGUUGGGAAAAAUAAACGAACAAAAAGUUGUAGAAAUAAGAAUGAAAUAGUGGAAUUUACCACAUCUGUCAGAAGAAACAACAAAGCUACUCAAGAGGUUUUUCAGGAAAAGGAUUUGAAAAAGAAAAAAAUAGUAAAUGAGAAGCAGUACAGAAGAGGCAGAAAAAAAGCUGAUGCAUUUGAAUCAGCUGUCUGUGUUUCUCUAAAAGAAAAAGAUGAUCAACAGGAAGUUCUGGACAAUACUGCUCCCAGUAAAAAAGUGACAUGUAGGAGGGGCCAAACAUUUCAUAAAGGAAAUACCUUGCAGAAAGAUACCGAUCAAAGGAACAAUUCUCAGAAUGAUCAAAAUAACAGUUCUGAAUUACCAGCUCAGGUGGCAAAAAAGAAUUCAUCCAGAAUCGGCAGAAGAAAAGAAGUUAAGAAUGAUUCAGAAACUAGCACAAAUAUUUUGGACGUUUCUGAAGGUUUCGUUAUGGAAAGUAAAUCAACAAGAUCUAAGAAAGGAAAGGCCAAAAAUACAACAUUGAAAAAAAGAAGGGAAACUGAAGAUAUCACAGCUGUGACUGAUCCUUUAGAUAAAGAAGGCAGAACAAGAGGAAGCAGAACAAGAAAAGGAAUAUUGUAAAUAUUAAUACCCUACCUCCUACCCCUUCCUUUCAUUAAGCAAAUGGAUAUGUCUUAAGAUUUUAAAAUUCAGGGAACUUAAAGAAAUGCUUUGUUUGGGCAAUGUUCUUCAGCUUAUUUGUUCUUAAUACACAUUCUUGGUUCUUGUUUUAUCCAUCUCAGAUGCUUUGUAGAAAAUGAAUAUUGGAAUUGUUGGCAUUAGGUUCUCAUUCCCUCCCUCGCUCCUCCAUUAAGCUAAUGAUAUGCCUCUGGAUUUUAAAAUAUAAGGAAUGCUUUGCAGUUAAAUAAAUACUUUUGAAAACUUUAGCUUAUUUAUCAUUAUACUAAAGUUUUGUAUUUGUAGAAUUUUGCAACAGCUCUGAUCUGUUUUUACUGAAAAUAUUUUGGUAUUGUUACUGUAUCUGUACAUUUUGAUAUUAAAGCAUAUUUUAAUCUUGCA
Molecule: messenger RNA, 7352 nt
Organism: Anolis sagrei ordinatus
Lineage: Eukaryota; Metazoa; Chordata; Lepidosauria; Squamata; Anolidae
Source: RefSeq, a predicted model, not a curated record